CUCCCAUUCACAUUCACUCGUUGCUCUGUUUUGCUUAUAAAAAAAGAAGAGAGUAGUUGCCAGACUUAGAAUCAUCAGACGCACACAAUCCGCGUCAGGAUAUUCCUCACCAGUUCAUCACUUAACGCAAUAAGUUGACGGGCAGAUCCUACUAUUUCAAGAUGAUUCAGCAAAAGAUGGUGUUGAGGCUGUCGAUGGCAGACGACAAGAGGCGGGCCAAGGCUCUCCGAACUGCUGUCAGCAUGCGUGGCGUUGUAUCGGUGAAGCUGGAAGGCGAUAAGAUUGUUGUGGUGGGAGAUGGAGUCGACUCGGUGGAUCUAACGAAGUUGAUGAGGAAGAAGAUGUGCAGCUACGUGGAGCUCCUCAGCGUGGCAGAAGAGAAGAAAGAGGAGAAAAAGGAAGAGAAAGUAGAAAUGAGUUGGCCCAACCAUGUCAGUUUCGUGCCCCGAUACUUUUACUCCAUUCCGGAGGAGCCAGCGUUUGGAGGACCAGGUUGCAUAAUAUUGUAGAGUUUAAAGGCCGAACACUAUAAGAAAACAGAUUUUCGAAAAUCGAAAUAAAAGUAUUUUAAAUUUAUGUAAAUCAGUACUGGCCGGCGGAUUUGGUAUCGAAUUAUUAAUCUGUCUCACUUAUGUAUCGUAAAUAAAAUUUGAGA
This is a messenger RNA of Zingiber officinale, 655 nucleotides long. Its product is annotated as heavy metal-associated isoprenylated plant protein 47-like. Bases 162 to 509 code for a protein of 115 amino acids. NCBI's taxonomy places the organism in Eukaryota, Viridiplantae, Streptophyta, Magnoliopsida, Zingiberales, Zingiberaceae. The transcript is spliced from 3 exons. The record is from RefSeq and is a predicted model, not a curated record.